Messenger RNA from Eruca vesicaria subsp. sativa (arugula), 989 nucleotides. NCBI's taxonomy places the organism in Eukaryota, Viridiplantae, Streptophyta, Magnoliopsida, Brassicales, Brassicaceae. The record is from the annotation of a GenBank genome assembly.
GAAAGACAAAAACCCUCCUCGGGGGGCUUUUAAAUGCAAAAGACCAUCAAAGUCUCUCUCUCUCUCCCAGCAUCGUCACGCUCACUCCUAUGGAAGAAGAAAACGUAGAACAAGAAACCUCCUUCUCAUCUGAAUCUGCUCAUCCUCUCUUCUCCUCUUUCAUCACUCUCUCCACUCUCUUUCUCAUCUACUCUCCUAAUGCUUUCCUCCAAAUCCUUCUCUCCCCUGUUCUUCUCAUCUCCAUAUCCCUUCUCAUCUCUCUUCUCCACCUCGGAUCCACCACCCGAGAACCGAACACCCGACCCGGAAAAAGCAAAGAAAGAGAAGCUAAAACCGUGAAGGAGACUGAAGAAGAAUCUGAUGUUUUGUUUGACGUUUAUUCCUUGUCCGAAGCAACCAAACAAGAUUCCGACACAAGACAUGAGUUUUUGGAGUGGGAUUUAAGAGCGCCAUUGGAGGUUAUACACGAAGAGGACGAUGAAGAGGAUGAUCCGACCCGGUUUAGAGAAAUGGAGAGAUACCCGUCGUUGUCGCUAUGUUAUCCAGAAACAGAUUCUGGAUCGGAUUCGGAUUCUUCGUCGGAGUUUACUUUUCCGGAGAUGAGUAGCUGGAUGUCGCCGGAGAAAAUGGGAUACAAGUGGGAAGAAGAGGAGGAGGAGGACGGAGGAGCAGCUGGUUUGAUUGAGAUAAAGCUUGACGAUGAGUUUAAGAAGAAGAGUAAACGGAAUCAAACAGAGAUGGAUUUUCAUGCAGAGGAAGAAGGUUUGAUCGAGAUCGAUCUUUUUACAUGAUCAUCGUGAGACUGAUUGAUUGAUGUUAUUUCUUUUUUUGUUGCUGUCAAGUUUCAUAAUGAUUUUGCUGAUUAGAUAGGGAAAAAAAAAAAGGAAUGGUAUUGGCUAAUUUCUAUACAGGUAUUAUGUAUUGUACAAUUUGAUAUAUGUGUGUGAGGAUUAAUUCGAAAUUUUGAACUUCUACAAAAAGGAUUAGUC